Molecule: messenger RNA, 1830 nt
Organism: Dryobates pubescens (Downy woodpecker)
Lineage: Eukaryota; Metazoa; Chordata; Aves; Piciformes; Picidae
Gene: SLC38A6
Product: solute carrier family 38 member 6
Exons: 16
Coding region: 1-1395 (464 amino acids)
Biological process (GO): amino acid transmembrane transport; L-glutamine transport
Molecular function (GO): L-glutamine transmembrane transporter activity
Source: RefSeq, a predicted model, not a curated record
AUGGCUCGGUUGCCGCCGCAGGGGGCCGGGCGGCUCAUGGUCGAGCACGGCUGGUACCUGUCCGCCCGUGAGCAAGCGGAGGAGGAAGACGACGAGGAGGAUGGAGAGUCCACUCCGCUGCUGCCGCCGUCGGGCAGCAGUCCUCCAAAUCGUGGCUCUUCCUUUGGUGUGUCAGUAUUUAAUUUAAUGAAUGCGAUCAUGGGAAGUGGGAUACUUGGCUUGUCCUAUGCUAUGGCAAACACAGGCAUCCUGGGGUUUAGUAUCUUGCUGCUGAUUGUUGCCAGCCUUGCUUCUUACUCUGUGUUUCUUCUGCUCAAUAUGUGCACUCAGACUGCUGUCACUACUUACGAAGACAUUGGCUUGUUUGCUUUUGGAUCAACUGGGAAGGUCCUUGUUGCAGCUACAAUAAUUACCCAGAAUAUUGGAGCUAUGUCAUCUUACCUUUUAAUUGUUAAAUCUGAACUUCCUGGUGCUGUUGCGGCGUUCCUAAGUGGAGAUGAGAGCGGGUCUUGGUACCUUGAUGGGAGACUGCUGCUACUGAUUGCUUCAGUCUGCAUUGUUUUUCCUCUUGCCCUUCUUCCUAAAAUUGGCUUUCUUGGCUACACAAGUAGUUUAUCAUUUUUCUUUAUGGUGUACUUUGCUCUUGUGAUCAUGGUAAAAAAAUGGUCAAUCCCUUGUCCUCUACCUCUAAGUAGUGCCGUAGAGACUUUACAGGUUUCAAAUUCUACUGGGGAUUGUAAAGCAAAGCUCUUUCAUCUUUCAAAAGAGAGUGCUUAUGCAAUACCAACUAUGGCCUUCUCUUUUCUUUGCCACACCUCGGUCUUACCCAUCUUUUGUGAGCUCCAAAGUCCAUCCAAAAGUAGAAUGCAGAAUGUAGCUGUCACAGGAAUUGGUCUGAGUUUCCUAAUUUACUUUGUGUCUGCUCUGUUUGGGUACCUGACAUUUUAUGACAAAGUGGACUCCGAACUGCUACAAGGUUACAGCAAGUACCUGCCACAUGAUACUGUCAUCAUGACUGUUAAAGUAGCCAUCCUGUUUGCUGUGCUUUUGACAGUGCCUCUGAUCCAUUUCCCAGCGAGGAAAGCUGUACUGAUGGUAUUUUUCUCUCAUGUUCCUGUGUCGUGGAUUUGCCACAUCCUUGUCACUUUAACACUGAAUACAAUUGUUGUUUUAUUUGCAAUGUAUGUGCCAGACAUGAAACAUAUAUUUGGCGUAGUUGGUUCAACCACGUCAACAUGUUUGCUUUUUGUAUAUCCUGGACUCUUUUAUCUUAAACUUAGCAGAGAAGACUUCCUAUCACCACAGAAGCUUGGGGCAUGUGCACUGGUUAUUUUUGGUGUUUGUGUUGGCCUUCUCAGCUUAGUUCUUAUCAUUUUCAAUUGGAUUGAUCAAUAAGGGCCUGUCGCUGCUGUCUGAACUGAGCUUCAGAAGGACAGCAAGAACCAGAGGUGUGUCAAAACUACUGAAAUGAAUGCUGGACAUCCUAAAGAGAACAUUGACUAAAGCUGUUUCUGGAAGAAACAAUGCUCCUUUUCACUGCAUUACUGAUGUUUCACCUUUUAAUUUUGAGUCAUUCUCUUCAGUUGUUGGACAAUCACUCUUUGCCAUUCUAAAAUACUAGUUUUUAAUGAUGUAAUUGUGACAGGUAAAAAAGUCCCUUGAGAAUGUGUGGAGUGCAAAAAUGGUUUAGUGCACACAGUGAACGAGAAAUAACGUCUCCUUUAAAGGCAGUGAAAUAGGUACUGCAUCAGUUGUGGUAUCUACAUUGUGAUCUGCAUUUAGAGUACUGUUGACACCAUCCUAAUCCAUGAAAGGACUCUCUUGCUUGAA